CGAUGAACCGGGGCGGCAGCAGCCCCUCGGCCGCCACCAACUACCUGCUCUGCACCAACUGCCGGAAAGUGCUGCGGAAGGUACGGGCUCGGUCCGGGGUCUGGCCCCCCGGGGGCGCUUUCCAAGGCCGGGCCUCGGGCUGCCCGGCCCCGGGGCAAGCACUUGGGGCAAGCUUGGAAGGGAUCCCCGAGCACGGUCCCUGCACGGAGACCGAACAAGGGGGCGUGGGUGCUGCAGCUAGACAUCAGUGUUCUUACUUAAUAAACAUGCAUGUGGAUGAAUUUCUAAAGACCGGAGGUAUGGCUGAGUGGUUGAAUGGUUUGGAGUAUAUACCACAAAGACUGAAAAACCUUAAUGAAAUAAAUAAGCUGCUAGCACACCGGCCCUGGCUUAUCACAAAAGAGCACAUUCAGAAACUUGUCAAAACUGGAGAAAAUAAUUGGUCUCUGCCAGAACUGGUACAUGCCGUGGUCCUACUGGCACAUUAUCAUGCCUUGGCAAGCUUUGUUUUUGGUAGUGGCAUCAAUCCAGAGAGAGAUCCAGAAAUCUCCAAUGGAGUCAGGCUAAUAUCAGUCAACAAUUUCUGCGUUUGUGAUCUCGCCAAUGACAACAACAUAGAGAAUGCAUCCCUUACAGGCAGCAACUUUGGGGUUUGUUUUAUUGACUUUGUUUCCCUAACACAAGAUUGUUCACCAUUGUCCUUAGAUUUUGAAGAUGACAUGAUUAUAACAUCUGAUGUCUCCCGAUAUAUUGAAGACCCUGGUUUUGGGUAUGAGGAUUUUGCCAGAAGAGGGGAAGAGCAUUUGCCAACAUUCCGAGCUCAGGACUAUACUUGGGAAAAUCAUGGGUUCUCCCUGGUGAACAGACUUUAUUCUGACAUUGGACAUCUUCUUGAUGAAAAGUUUCGGAUGGUCUACAAUCUCACCUAUAACACUAUGGCCACCCAUGAGGAUGUUGACACAACCAUGCUGCGCAGAGCUUUAUUUAACUAUGUCCACUGUAUGUUUGGAAUCAGGUAUGAUGACUAUGAUUAUGGAGAAGUUAAUCAAUUACUUGAACGAAGCCUGAAGGUUUACAUUAAGACAGUGACCUGCUAUCCUGAGAGAACUACAAAGCGCAUGUAUGAUAGUUACUGGCGUCAGUUCAAACACUCAGAAAAGGUUCACGUAAAUCUACUUUUAAUGGAAGCACGGAUGCAAGCCGAACUUCUUUAUGCUCUUCGUGCCAUAACUCGACAUUUGACCUGAAACAUCACCCAGAGAAAGUGUCAUAUAUGUGUGAAGACCUUUUCACAUGAGAUAUACUCGAAGCUGUUUGUGAUGUAGCAUCAAAAAUUAUCCAAUUCUCUAGUGUCAAAGUUUAGCCGUUUUUUUUUUUUGUUCGUUCGUUUGUUUUUUUUUUUGCGGCUGUAAUGUGCAAUGAUGUGUUUUAUUUUUCUUGAUGCUUAACAUUACUAACAACUGCAAAAAUAAUACUGAGGAGCACUACUUUGCAUUGUUUAUAGUUGGAUUUUUGGAUACUGACCAUAAGUCAUGAAUCUGGUUUGUUAAUGCUUAACGUCAGCGCUUUUGGGUUUGUGGGUAUGUGUACUGUUUUUUUCUUUCUUUCUUUUUUUUAAGUAAAAAAAAGCGCUUACAAUCUGUUCAAGCAAUUGUUCUUCAGAUAUUCGAAUUCAGCAAAGAAUGGCUCCCCUCUGGCCAUUCUAAAUUUUUAAUGUUGUGUCCUAAAUCUGGUAGAGGAAAAGCAUGCGCUGUUGAACCAAGCUGCUCAAUGGACACGUGUGUGUCCCCAGGAGAUUAUUUGUCAGGCACUGUUUUUGUUUUGUUUUCAUUUUUUACUGUUAUUGGCGAUAACGUGAAAUGUGAUACAGCCAUUGUCCAUAAUUUAAUGUGAAAUUAAUCAUGUUGAAUUCUAUAGCAUGCUACUGAAAUGCCAAAUUUAGUUAUUUUCUUUCUCUUCUGAAACAGAAGUUUCAGUUUUCCAUAUCAGAUAUAUAUAUUAGAAGUGGAAUUAUGCACAAUCCUUUCUAUCACUGACGGUAAUCCUCAGUCAUCUUCAACAAUCAGUGCUCACAGUGCUGCUUACAGUUCAUUUAGUUGGCACAUAUAAACCUGCACCCACACAAGACUGACCAAAAAUUUUCUUUGCACAUUUUUCCUUUCUCAUAGUUUUUUCUAUAUUACGGUAAGCAAAGGAAGGUUAGUAUACCUAUAUUUUCCCUGUUAAGCUUUUAGAAAUUAUUUACCAUGAUUUUUCUUCUUGUAAUAGGUUAAACAGGUUAUUAUUCAAAGAUAAAAAUUGUGUUUCUAUGCAUUAAUGUGAUUGAACAACAACAACAACAAAGAGUGCAAUAUGUUAAAAGAAAUACUAAACUAAAAUUCUCCCCUAUUACGUCACUGCAGAAGUGUCCUUCUAAACAUAGCCAUAAAGAAAUUUUGUUCAAAUUUCUUUAUUGCACAAGGCUUUUUUUUUUUUUUUCUUUCAGUUUUACCUACCUUACUGGGGUUAAACAAUGUUCUUUUCAUAAUGCCAAAGCAUUCCCUUCCCCAGAAAAAUCUCUUUGGACAACUGGUUAAGAAAAUAUAUCAAGUCUUAGGGGAAGGAUAAGCGGCCAAAAAGUCACAUUUUUGCAUUGGUUUAUGUUGCUUGAUUAGACUAUGUUCAGAGAGCACAACAUUAUGUGUUUAUAGCUUUAAUUUGUAUUAUGUUAAUGAACCAGUGAAGUGCCUGAAGAGAUGCUUACAACUAUCCAGUAGGACACGACUGCACUGCUUAAACACUUUUUGGUUAAUUAAGGGUGACUUGAAUUUUACACAUACAUGCUAAUUUUUUAAAAACAGACCAUGUUUUCAUAGUAAAUAAUAUAGCUAAAAUUUUCCGUUAGAGAUCCCACAAAGAUUUCAUUUCAGACUUCCUUGUUAUUUAAGACUUACUUUUUUCUCUCAUGAAAGAAUCGUGAGCUAGUGUUUUGUUAAAUCAUUUCCCCCUUCCAUUUAUCAUCCUUCUGGUACAAUACAUUCGGUUUCUUUCUUUUAGAUUUUGUUCCAGAUAAGAAAACAAAAAGAUGAUCAUAAAUCUAUUACUAUAAGGUAGUUCUGCAUUUUUUGAUUCCAGGCUCUUACUUGAAAUCGUCCAUGUGAGGAAAAAAAAUUACUAAUAUUUUUGAAGACAGGGUGGUUUAUUUAAAGAGAUUAUUCAGAGAACUUGUGCCAGAUCUCCUGUUUUGUUCAUUGCACAUAUCGAUUUAAUCCAAUAUCACAUUAUAUAGAUAUGUAUUAUUAUGUACAAAGAAAGUAUUUAGAAGAAUGGCAAAACACAGAUGACAACAUAAAUGUCCAUUUGAUUUCCCUACUUUAGAACUUUCAAGUUGGGCUUAUGUUUUAUUCUUGACAUUUGUUUUUCUACUAGAGUUCUUUAAUAGCCCUAUAUUUUAGUGCAGGUGAACUGUAUUACAGGAUGAAAAAUAAUCUUUACAUAAUGAAAAGGAGAAACUGUCACAGACCAUCACAUGAGCUUCAGACCAAAAGGGGAAACAAGGUUUAAGUAACUAAAAUGACCACUUAGCUUUUAGUUUUUUUUUUUUUUUUUUUUUCAGUUUUUUCCCCAGAAAUAUGAAGUAGUUGGAGUUUGGGUUACGGAAAUAUUAGUGCCUUUACUAGAUCUUUUUCCAGCCAAGUUUCUUUUUAGCUCAGCAUUGGUCUAUCUCAUCAAUAAUCGGGAAAGUGAGUUGACUUGGAACUAUAAACAAAAACAAAACAAUGUAUUUGUGAACCAGCCUAGAAAAACUGACUUCUGAAAGUGCUAACGCACCUACUAAGAUGCAGCAUGCACAGCGUUCCAGGUUGUGAAUACCAUUUUGCUGCGAGUUUGCUGUUAACUUUCUUUAUCUAAUGCAAACUUGAAGUUCUGAUGCGGUUUUCCAGGGUGGUAUUUUUUCAGAGUACUGAAUUUACUAUGUAAUUUAUAGUAUAGCUUUUUAUAUUCAAAUGUGAUAUUUUUAAAAGAGAUGUCUGGUUCAAUUGGUUUAAUGAUAUGAUUAUAUGAUACGCUAAUCUACACCUUGGGCUCACAUUGUGCCAAACUUAAAUGUGCAAGUGUAUGGUCAAAAAGCACAUGUGAAUGUGAAUCCUUUACCUCUGUUGCUUAUUAUGUUACAAUUAGUGUAAUAAUCCACUGAUGUAUAUUCUUGAGUAAUGUCUAUUUACCUUUUCUUGCUGGAAUAACAAGUUUUCCAGCUUCAAUUGUAGUUCUUGAUUUCUCAGAUCACCUUAAGAAAUAUCUGAGUACUCUCCCACCUAAAAGUAAAUCUGUUCUUUAACCUCAUCACUUGAGUGAGAGAGUGGCCAGGCAGGUGCCUCAUUGGAUCCUUCACAUCAGGCUUCCUCAGGUGGACUCGUGAUAAUAAGGGGAAAAGAGGCUUUGAGAUGGGACUAUUUAUUACCUUCUUCACUUUUUUGAACUAAGUAUAUUGUCUCAGUCUCAAGAAGAAUCUUUGUCCCAUUUGGGAGAUUUUUAAAAUAAAAGAUGCUAACGUGGAAUCUGGGGCAUGGCCUUGGCCUUUAAUUAUGGCUUUAAAACCCAAAUAAUGGCAGAGCACCACAGGGCUGUUUUAGAAUAGAAAACUCACUCUAAGCUCUAUAUUAAGAUCAUUUUUGAACCAGCGCCCUAUUUUAAUUGCAUAAUAAUAUCACCUAAAGCUUUUAAAUUAUUCCAGAGCAACUUUUUCCUUUUCCACCUUAUAGAGUUUUAAAAAAUCCCAUCUUAGAUUUUUAUGCUGCAGCAAAGUAAAAUUAUCAGCAAACAAUUAAAGGCAUCUACUUAAAAUAGUUCCAUUUUAGUUCAGAAUGCAUGUAUAUAUAAUGGGAAGAUUCUUUUAAAUUCUAAGGACAAUUCAUCAGGGAAAAAAUUUUCAGUGCAUGUUACAGAAAUGAUUUGCACUGUAAUAGUAAAAUGAGGUUUUUGUUUUGUUUUGAAGACAAUUCUAAAUCAUUUCUCUGGAAAUCGAGACCUUAAACUCUUCUCUUUAUCGAAUAAAACUUUUUCUUUUAUGCAAAUAGAUGGUCUUGCAUGGAGUAAAAAGUAUGCAACAGACAAAUUAUGUUACGUAAAUAGUAUAUGAAAUUUUCUUAAUAGUAUAAUUCAACAGUCAACUGAAAGACGUGGCUCCUCUGUUCAAAUCGAAUUUUAAGUUAUGUGAUUUGUAUAAUCAGAACCUAUUCUGGGUGGUCGUCGUCAUAAACUGUUUCCCUAUUAUAUCCCUCUGGAGACUGAGAAUCAAAUUAAGUAGUCUUUCCUCAAAGCAGUACUGUAACAUGAAUGUAUUCAUCUCAGUCAACAGAAUUCAAAUGCCCACUGUAUGUGGCGCUUACUUCAGUGCUAAUUUGGCACAUUAGCAGUGUCUGCUCAGGUGAGACCUAGAACAAAAAUAGCUGGGGUGAAAUGGAUCAUAGAGGUGGCGGUAUAUAUUGAGGCAGAGCCUUUUGAGGAAGGAAAAGUUUCUCAAAGAACCCAUGGAACAUAAUUCUGAGAGGGUGACUAUCCUCACACCUAAUAUAAAGGAAACAUUUCCCACCUGGGAGCUCCUACCUGCAUUCAGUCCACCCUUUCUUGCCUGCUUUCUCUUCCUCCAAGUGCCUCAACCUCUACAUGCCCUCUCUCCUCUCCCUCCCUCAGCCAAUCCUGGUCUGAAGGACUUUUAGAAUCCAAACCAAACAUCACCAGCCACCUGCUGAUAGUCACCAGCAUUCACUUUUCUGAGUUACUUUUUCUCCAUUCAUUAAGAAUAUGACUUUAUCAUGACUCCCUCUAAAUCCCUCAACCACCCAGAUAUAUUUUGGCUAACCUUUACCCUAGACAACCAGAUUUUAUACAGCACCAAGUGUAAUCUUGUCCAUCCCAUACUGUUCUACUCUUAUCCCUGCUGCCAAAAUAUCUUGCUAUCCUCUACCUCAUCCCCAAAGAGCCUAUAAGUUUGGAGUAUCCAACCGUUUCAUAGAUUCACUCUCUGUUGUUCAGUAAUACUACUUCAUAUUUUAAAUAAAUCAUAAAAGAUUUUUGCCUUCUAUCAAAGUAGGAAUCUUUAUAUUUAUACACGAUACAGAAAUUGAACUAUUUCUACCAUGCAGAAUUUAGCAUUUAACAGGAUUUUAAAGUGAUUUAAUUGCCAUUCUAACUUGGAUCUAUAUUAGGUAGUGAAUAUUGGUAUUAAUCCAGGUUAUUUGAAUGUAAAGUUAAAAUUCUCCUGCAAUCCAGAUCUAUAACCCUUCAGUGGAACUGGAAAUUCCUGUCAUACAAAUGAGUGCUGUUUCAGACAGUUGUAUUUUUUAUUGGUGUUGUUGGAACCUUGAAACACAUUUUUAAUAGAAGGGCCUGUAUGAAAAGUAGUGUUUAGGUGGCUCUACCAGAACACAGAAGUCCAUUUGAUCCAUAAUGUAGAUAAAACACCACAAAAUUGGAUGCAUAGGGUUUGAUCAGGCUUUCCUGGGUUAGACUGGGACUCUAGCCCCCAUUCCUACCCUGUUCUCAUGGAAAAAAAAAAGUCCUGUGGGAUGAAAAGGGAAUGCAUAGACUUCAGGUACAUCCAGAGAGCAUCAUUAUGGAGCAGGAAGUACACAGGGGAAGGAGAAGCAACAGUUCUUCUCUAGCCAGUGUGCACUAGAUGCUGUUCAUAGAUGUAAAAUAUUUCUAAGUCAGGUUUAUAACAUGGGGAGUGUUUAUCUAUAGAUGUUUAUCUGACUUGAAGAUAAAUCAACCCUGUUUGAAAGUAUAGAUUAUGAUGAUCUGCAGUGGUAUUUGGAUGCUUUUCAUUCUCAUUUAUGAGCAACCCAACCUGAUAGCACAGUCCAUUAAAUGGCUCAAAGGGCUUGGGAGUGAAUCGAUGGCCUAGUUUAGAAAUGAGACUUAAUAAUUGAGGCUGAAGGGGUGUUUUUUAUUAAAUCAGGUCAUGAAGUGUUCAUUCUAGCUUUAAACUAGUUAUGACUGCCCCACCAGGAAGCACAGAAUUGAAGACAUAUAGGGGAAAAAAACAAUGAGUAUCUGGUACUUUUCAGAACUUAUGGAAAUCUUUGAAAUAAUGCAAUGCAUACAAUAAAAUAGCCUUUAGAACAAAUGUGCAUUUUACAGCUCAUAGGACAUCAAACAUUAAUAAGUCUAAACAUGAAAAAUACAAUUGUUUUAUAUGUAAAUUUUGUUAAAACAGUAUUUUAUUGCAUCCUCAAUUUAACCUCUUAAAAGUGAAAGCAUAAUUUCUACAGAAAGGGUAGAAGAAAGAGGGAGAGAGAAUCUCUGGUCUUUAAACUCAUUGCCGUUGAGGCGAUUCCAACUCAUAGCGACCCUAUAGGACAGAGUAGAACUGCCCCACAGAGUUUCCAAGGAGUGGCUGGUGGAUUCCAACUGUCGACCUUUUGGUUAGCAGCCAAGCUCUUAAACACUGCGCCACCAGGGUCUUUAGUCCUACAAUAUUGUUCAUGAAUCCUGAUUAGUUAAGUACAUACAUUAUGAUACUGAAUGAAACUGAUUACAUCUCUCUCUUGAUUAGCCUUAUAAUUUUCAAAUGGCUGUCCCUAGUUUGGUAAGGAAGGAUCAAAAGGUAGGAUAAAGGAAACCUAUCAGUUGGGUGGCCAACAAGUUUCCUUUGUAAUGUUGAGUAUUUUUCUCCUUUCUGAAUUUCUCUGGUUCUCUAAAAUGUAAGUUAAGAGUUAAAUGGUACCCUUAUUCACCAAGGAAAGUGAUCCAAACUAUCUAGUGCAGAUAUUUUCCUUUGAAUUCCUAUAUCUUCCCUGGAAGGAAAAUACUUUUUUCCCCUCCCUCUUUCUCUUCACGUUUACUCUUUUCAACCCAAAAUAAGAUAGACACAGAAAACAAACCACAUACCAGUUUGGCAUCUUCUCAAUGCUAGUCGAAUAGGCACAUCCACAUGCAGUCUCAGCAAGGCAAAACCAGAACCCUGUCAGGUCAACUUGGAACUUGGCCUUGCUACUUGGAUUAGCUCCUUCAAACCUGAAAAUAACUUUCCUGGUCAUGGAAGAACUGGAUGUAUCCUUUAGCUAAUGAAACAGGAUUUGAACUUGAAAUCUCUUUUUUUAAUCCUGAUUUUGCAGGGCAGCUACAUAAUGAAUGUAUAUAUUAAGAGUUUGUAGCUGAAUUGCACAUGAAAUCAGAUUGCCAACUUCUUGACUUUCAGUUUUAGACAUCAUUUUAUCCUUAAGUUGUGAGCAAUAUAUGUAGCAUGCUGUGAAACGUCUAUUAUAGUUCUUUAAUUCAUCAGUAUUAAUACAGAAUUAUCUUUUGUGUUCCUUGGUACUUUUUAUUCAAUGUAAUCAGAAGCUGUGAUAUUUUGCCUUUGUAGUCCUGUGCUUUGUUACUGUAAUUUUUUUUUCUUUACAAAGCACGUGACUUUGGACUAAUGUGAGGCGGAUGACGUGAUCUUUAAGACUGCUAUAUAUAUCAGUCUUACUAUAUAAGGUUUUAAAUUAGAAUAAGCUUUUAUCAAAUAGAUCAUUGAUGCAAUUUAGGAUUCACACAAGUUUCAGUGUCCAAUGGCGGUCUUAUAUUUAUAGUUUCAGUUAAGAAAAUAGCAAACUUGAUAAACAGCCACUUUAAACUUGUUCUGGCAAACCAGACCCUGCUGUAGAUAUAGUCUAAAGUAGUUAACCAUAUAAGCCUUUUCAACUUGUAUGCCCUCCAUGUAAGUCAGCAGUUAAGGAGAUUAGAGAACCCAUGAAAGCUUUUUUGUAUUACUAGGUUUUAUUUUUCUUAUGUUGCUGAUUUUACAAUUCUGACUAAAGCUGACCUGAAUGGAUCAGUUUACGUGUAAUAUUCUAGGCUUUAUUGCUUUUUUUUUUGGAGGGAUGGGUAAUAUUAUUUGGACAGAUGCAGAAGGAACUGUUAGUGAGUCAAGACAAAACACAUUUGAAAUAAAGGAACUGUGUAUUAACAUGUUAACAACAAUUCAUAACUGCACUUUUUAUGACAUUUUGAAAAUCUAUUUAUAGGUACAGAACAAUGGAUUUUGUUAAACUGUAUCACAUUUAUACUUGCAGAAAUUUAUUUCAUUGUUAUUAGUAGGAAUUUUAUUGGUUCAAUAAAAUUGGCAAAACUGAAC
This is a messenger RNA of Trichechus manatus latirostris (Florida manatee), 9103 nucleotides long. RefSeq names its product sestrin 3 (gene SESN3). Gene Ontology annotation, molecular function: L-leucine binding; oxidoreductase activity, acting on peroxide as acceptor. The coding region runs from base 3 to 1247 and encodes 414 amino acids. Gene Ontology annotation, biological process: cellular response to L-leucine; regulation of response to reactive oxygen species; cellular response to leucine starvation. Lineage: Eukaryota; Metazoa; Chordata; Mammalia; Sirenia; Trichechidae. Gene Ontology annotation, cellular component: nucleus. The transcript has 7 exons. The record is from RefSeq and is a predicted model, not a curated record.